AUGUUGAGAAACGUGCAGCGGCUAGCCAGCAGCCUGCUGGUGCAGGCGGAGGCAUGCAGCACAUCAUGCAGCGGCAGCAGCAGCUGGGAGGCGCUGCGGGGAAUCAGCAGCACCGCAUGCGCGCAACGCCGGCUCUUCCCAGCCGGGGAACCCGUGCGGCCAGAAGAUGUGGUGUCCACCAUUGACCGGCCGUACCUUGUAGACAAGCUCCUCAGCCCCGAGCUGAUGAACCGGCAGCAGCACAAGAAGCUGCAGCGGCGCGAGGUGCUGCGAGAGUUUGAGCGCUUCCCUGGGGACACUGGGUCAACGGAGGUGCAAGUGGGAGUGCUGACCCGGAAGAUUGCAGACAUGGCGGAGCACAUGCGGCAGCACCGCAAGGACUAUAGCUCACGCAGGGGUCUGGAGGCCAUGCUGAACCAGCGGCGCAAGCUGCUGCAGUACCUGCGGCGCAGCAAGUUCGACAAGUAUGCGGUGCUGAUCAGCCGGCUGGGGCUCAAGGACUCGUAUGGACCGCAGGACCGCCUGUCGUCGCGCUACAAGCCCGCGCCCACCGGCGGCGCCAAGUAG
This is a messenger RNA of Chlorella variabilis, 567 nucleotides long. RefSeq lists its product as hypothetical. Gene Ontology annotation, cellular component: ribosome. The coding region runs from base 1 to 567 and encodes 188 amino acids. Gene Ontology annotation, biological process: translation. Gene Ontology annotation, molecular function: structural constituent of ribosome. The transcript is spliced from 5 exons. Lineage: Eukaryota; Viridiplantae; Chlorophyta; Trebouxiophyceae; Chlorellales; Chlorellaceae. The record is from RefSeq and is a predicted model, not a curated record.